GUUGACAUUGUGAAUAAACAACGAUCUUAGCAAAGAUAAACCUUUCGUGCCUCCUUACCUUCAUCACUCUCUACAAAAUCAAUAAAUUUUAGUGUUGUAUUAGAAUUACGCAGAAAUAGAAGUGUCCACCUUCUCCUUGCACAGAAGAAGGACAUCUACCUACAUCAACUUCAAGAACUGCAAAAUGGCAAAGGAAUUCUCGGAGUCCUACUUCGCCAAGGGGAGGACGAAAACAGCGAGUCGGCUUGACUUACUCGCUUGUUUUUGUUUACUGAAGUUGGCGGCUAUCGGGGUAUACAUCUACGGAAUUUUCAGCACGAAUUGGCACUACGGCGCGGCCCAUCCACCUUUCGCGCAAUAUUUAUGGGUCAAGAUGUUAAUUUUGAUAACAUGAUUCCUUUUGUCCCUGUCUGACCAGUAAAGAAGUCAAGAACUGUAAAUUUUGUAAUAAUUGUUCGGCAUAAUUCACAUAACAUAAGGUGAAGAUGAUUCGGCAAGCACAUAUUAAACAACAUGUUGUAGUUCUGGAUUCACAGUCACAACAUCACAGAUCAGAAACCUGGAUCUUCCCCUUCCACCUUGAGGAUAUUACUUAUAUAAAUACUCUUUCGUCUUGACGGUGGUUCAGUACAAUCACUUGAGACGUGAUAAUGAUGAAAUAGCUACAAACCAAAACCACUCAUAAUUUGAAGAAACAGUGAGAAAUGUCUAACCCAAGUCGGCUUCGGAUACGGACCUCUUACAGUGGAGAUAAACCCAAUGUGCAUGUCCUCUAGGAUGGCCGAAAUCGAGCAAAUGGAGGAUAGGCCUCAGGGAUCAGCCCCAGCUGUAUUGAAUUUCUAGAUACCGCCCGUGUGUGGGAGGUGUUAGGUCAUAAGUACUCGAAAACUGAAAAUAAGCGAGUUACUGACUGAAGUAAAACAGUCUUGACGACUUUCCUCUUCAUUUUUCAGUACCUCGCUUAGUUUGACAAGUAGGUACUCGGUUAAUAUUUCAGUUUAUCGAAUAAAUUGAACAAUCACGACCUUCUUAUGUUGACCCCUUAGCCAUUUUAGCCUCCGAUGAAGAAGUCUGAAUCUCAAAGGAGCUUGCUUCAUAAUCCUUUUUCAGGAAAAAUGCCUACACCUAGACCUACUUGUCAUCUUCAUAAUCCCGCAUCCACACUCACACACACAUACUUCUCACCACAGACCAUCAAGUGGACAGCGCAGAUGCUGAACCUCGGGACAGGCGAGUUUCGUGCACAAGUCCUAUUUUGUACGGAGUUUUAAGGCUCAAGAACUUUCAUUGGUCAUUGAAGCUGGUCACUGACACCGAAGCGGAGUAGACCGCUUGAGACAACACGGGAAAUCUAAGGGAAGAAGGGGAAAGUAGCUCUGUGGCCAGGGGCCUUGUCGUUGUCCCGUUCAGAGUCAGUGACCAAUGACUGCUGACCUUUAAGAGUUGUUCAACCAAUUGCGGGAGAACAAGAUCCGCGACCUGCUUUUGACCGUAGAUAUGCUCUCCGAUAUUCCGUUUCUAGGAGCACUCGUGACGGCGUCAGUGCGCGACCUGCAAGAAAUGCAACUCAUGGGCUGUACUUACUUUGCUUAUUUAAUACAUACAUAGAGCUCUUAAUUCUGCACAACAACUACCAAGAGGAACUUCAUAACCGAUGAUGCUUCUUCCUCCAUGUUCAUUUUCCACUUUUUGGAUCACGUAGCGAGUAAUCCAUUGCCUCUAGUUAGGCACAUUCAUUCAUUCAUUCAUCAAAGCUCCACUGACGAACCAGAUUUCUACAUCGGUGGCGUAAUAUUGCAGUUACUUCUGUGCGGGUUCUCAAUGAUGGUGUUGGUCCUCUAUUGGCGGCAAAAACCAUCAAGAAAAUUGCGGAAGUUGGGCAUAACUCUCUUUGUCUUGGCUUGGCUUCUCUUAUGUUUAGCUUUUAUCCAUCUUUGUCCGCAUCUUGAUAAGUGCCCCAUUGCAGCUACGGAAUAGAAUGGUAUUGGUAUUCUGUCAUUAUGGAAUACAAGGGAAGGGCAAAGGUACGAAGAUGUUGAGACCGAGAUGGAUGCAAGCACGCUCUAACUUUCUUCUCGAUAGGCUUUGUCGCUUACACUGCCAUAACUCCUGAUGCAAACGAGAUUUUGCGAAAAUACAUCAUGAUAUUGACUGUUACGGCUGCGCUGCUAUCGAUCUUGAUGUUUUUCAAAUGGAUUUAGAAUACUAGAGGACUUGAGAAGUAUGUUGUCGUGUGUUAUAAUUUUGUACCUAGAUCUCAACCUCCACCACCCCCACGUCUCCUUCUAAUCCUCGUGGGGCAACAGCAAUAGCCGAGGCCUUUCUCAGUUCCGGAGAUACGAAAGUUCAGACAGGCGUGGUCGGCGAUUUCCAAGAGACGUGGCUUGUCAUUGCUAGCUUACUCCUCCUUGAUGGAGGAUUUACUUUUAUGGAGGAAACAUGAUUUUGUAUUUGUGUCUACUAGAGGCACAUGGAAUUGUUCCAUUGUUUCUUGAUCAGGGGCUGCACCAGCAUGACCACUUCUUAUACUAGAUACACAAAAAUAGAUUUUAUUCUAUCAAGUAUAAAUAACAAAUAAAUGUAACAACAAGAACUUCUCUGAAAUCUGAAAUCUCCAUCUUCUAACCUCCUCUUUAUGGCCUACAAGUUUCCGCAGCACCCAAAGGAGCGACAUGAAGUGAGAAAACUGGCGGAGCAGGACCAGAUGGAUGCCUUGAUGGCAGCACAGUUGAGACACGCAGACCAGCCGCAUGACGAGCACUUCUUGGUCGAUCCAAGAGCCGAAUUCGAAGACAUAGAGGGCGAUUACGGUCAGGGUCACAUGCACUACAAGCAUGCGUAUGGUGGGGUAUAAUAAAGUUCGUAAGUGAACAAGAGAUGGGAGUUCGUAAGUGAAGAGUAGAAGUAAGUAGCUUUCUCUGUUUAUAGUGCCCAAACCCAUACGUCAUCAACAUCCUCUACUUGUACCUCCCUGAAUAUCCCAUACAAGCGAUUUGUUUAUAUCAUCAUGUCAUGCGUAUUCACAGUCCCAGUAGUAUGAGUAGCAGUACUCGUAGUUGCAUCAAAAUCUUAGAACCUAGUAGGUGUUCGUAACGUAGUAGCUAGAACUAGAUGUGAAGCACCAUCAUUUCAUAUUUUUCGUUCCCAUGUUUUCACAACCACUGCAUCGUAAUUUUUCAUGCUCGUGUACUAGUAACGUGCCUCUUCCAAGAAAACUACCAUAAUCAUGAUAAUGUUUUCCACGUAUGAAUCACCGCCCCGCCCAUGAACAAAUGCUCCCCAAGAUCACGACCAAGUGAACACAUCACCCUUUCCUUCCCAUACUACAUGUCGCUAAUGCAUAGUCAAUUCAGUAAUCAUAAAUGAACCUUCAGUCAUAGAACUAGAACGAGGAGGCAUCAAUGUCAAUCAUCACUACCUCGAUGCAUGAUACAAGGAAGCGAUUCUCGAAGCCUCAAAUAGAGAUCAAGAAAAACUCAUGCGGUCACGUUUACCUGAUGAUCGAUUCAAGAAGGAGAGCUCAUUCGCAUUCCUCACAAGAAUUUUAUGACUGGACCUGCAGGGCCC
This is a messenger RNA of Amoebophrya sp. A25, 3567 nucleotides long. NCBI's taxonomy places the organism in Eukaryota, Dinophyceae, Syndiniales, Amoebophryaceae. The record is from the annotation of a GenBank genome assembly.